AACAACAAAACACAAAGUUCUUUUCUUCUAAAAGGUGGGAAAAAUAUGGAGAAAAUGCUUACAAGAACCAACAAAAUAUUGUUCCUUUCUUUUCUUUUCCUCACAAAUGCAUUCAUUGCAACAUGUCAUGAAGUUGAUGAUGAAAGUGAGUUUAGUUAUGAUAGAGAAAGUGAGAAUGGACCAGCACAUUGGGGUGAAAUUCAUCCAGAAUGGAAGAUGUGUAAUUAUGGAAAAUUGCAAUCUCCAAUUGAUCUUUUGAAUGAGAGAGUUGAAAUUAUUUCUCAUUUGGGAAGACUUCAUAGAAGCUACAAAGUAUCAUCCUAUGCUACUCUCUUAAAUAGAGGACAUGAUAUGAUGUUAAGAUGGGAAGGUGGAGCUGGACAUAUUGAAAUAAAUGGAACUAAAUAUCAACUCAAUCAAGCUCAUUGGCAUUCACCAUCCGAACAUACCAUCAAUGGAAGAAGAUUUGAUUUGGAGGUUCAUUUGGUACAUGAAAGUGAGGAUGGAAAGACUGCAGUUGUUGGAAUAAUGUACAAGAUUGGAAGAGCUGAUUCUUUCUUGUCUAUGAUUGAGAGUGACUUGAAAGCACUAGCACAUACAAAAAAUGUGGAGAGAAAGAUAGGAAUAAUUGAUCCAAAAAAGGUGAAGUUGGGUAGCAGAAAAUAUUAUCGAUACAUUGGCUCCUUGACUGUUCCUCCUUGCACACAAGAUGUGGUCUGGACUAUUGUAAGAAAGGUGAGGACUGUUACAAGAGAACAAAUGAAGCUAAUACGUGAGGCCGUUCAUGAUGAAUCUGAAACAAAUUCAAGACCAGUCCAAGCAACAAACAAACGACCGAUCCGACUAUAUAGACCAAAUGAUCCUAAAGAAUAAUCGAAUAUUCUACAAUAUAAUCUCGAAAAUAAAAUAUAUUUCUAUAGUUCUAAUUAUAAUAAUCAUGAUGAUUUUGUUUAUAGUACCAAAAUAUGAGCUCAAUAUAUGAGCUAGAAAUGGCC
Solanum dulcamara is the source of this 995-nucleotide messenger RNA. Its product is annotated as alpha carbonic anhydrase 7-like. The record is from RefSeq and is a predicted model, not a curated record. The transcript is spliced from 7 exons. Gene Ontology annotation, molecular function: zinc ion binding; carbonate dehydratase activity. The coding region runs from base 46 to 873 and encodes 275 amino acids. Lineage: Eukaryota; Viridiplantae; Streptophyta; Magnoliopsida; Solanales; Solanaceae.